Messenger RNA from Truncatella angustata, 1723 nucleotides. RefSeq names its product putative Phosphotyrosyl phosphate activator protein. The transcript has a single exon. The coding region runs from base 395 to 1675 and encodes 426 amino acids. The record is from RefSeq and is a predicted model, not a curated record. Gene Ontology annotation, molecular function: peptidyl-prolyl cis-trans isomerase activity; protein tyrosine phosphatase activator activity. Gene Ontology annotation, cellular component: cytoplasm; protein phosphatase type 2A complex; nucleus. NCBI's taxonomy places the organism in Eukaryota, Fungi, Ascomycota, Sordariomycetes, Amphisphaeriales, Sporocadaceae. Gene Ontology annotation, biological process: mitotic spindle organization.
GAUAGAUCGAUUUUACCAGUCUAGCCUCACCAUGCCAAAAAUGCAGGUAGGUGCGUUUGCCCCUCACUUAGCGCGUUUUCUGCCGUUUGGGUUCGGGUUCGGGUUCGCGGUUCGGUCUCCUUGCAGACACGCCGGCCAGUGCGUGACGUUCCAGUCACGCUUCCCAGCAUCCAGUCCAUCGCGGGGCAAUUUCCAUUCCAGUCUUUUAUGUACUGUUCUGCUAAUAAUCCACUGCAAGCCUAUUUUGAUCCUUCAAGUACCAUACCAGAAAUCUUUGAGCAGGCUCACUAACCUUAGCUUGUGUAGCCAGCAAAAAGAAAGAGAGUAAAAAAUCAACUCUCGGCUCAGCUUGACACCGCACAGCCAUCAACAUCAUCAAAUCAAACCAGACAUCAUGGCGGAACCGCGGGCGUCCAUAUCACCACCGUCUACCAUCCCUAAUCUCAAGGACAAAUUGCCCAAGCUGGAACCCAGGCGCCGGAGAGCUCCGCCAUCUAACCCGGUGGCUGUUCCAGACACUCCGCCGUUGCCAUCACCUCCCGAACCCUCUUCGCUUGCAUACAAAGUCCCGUCAAGGAGAAUUCUCUCUGUACAAGACCACGCGUUAUUCUUGGCGUCACCUGCUUACAACCUCAUCUUGGCCUUCAUCUUUGGCCUCUCAGACGCUGUCGAAGACACUCCUAUAUCGUCCGUUAGGGAUCAUGAUCUGAGUGACCCUGUCAAAGCCAUUCUGGAAGUUCUGGAUGAGGCGCAAUCUUUAGUCCAAGACACACCACCUGAUGAUACCGGUGGCUCCAGAUUUGGAAACAAGCUCUUCCGGUCGUUCCUCGACAAGACCCAGUCGGCUAGUGCUUCGUGGCAUCAGAAACUUGGUGUCACUGCACAGGAUGCCAUCGCCGAGGUCGAGACGUAUCUGUUGCAGUCUUUUGGCAACCGCGCGCGCAUUGAUUAUGGAUCAGGCCAUGAACUUAACUUUAUGAUCUGGCUGCUGUGUUUGUAUCAGUUGCAGAUACUUAAGGUUUCCGAUUUCAAAGCGAUCGUCCUUAAGGUCUUUGUCCGUUACUUGACAUUGAUGCGCACAAUCCAGUCAACAUACUAUCUUGAACCAGCUGGCUCACACGGUGUUUGGGGGCUUGAUGACUACCAGUUCCUGCCAUUUCUAUUUGGUGCAAGCCAACUACUCCACCAUUCCUUCAUUACGCCGCUGGCAAUACAUCAGCAGCUGACCCUGGAAGAGUUUGGUCACGACUUCAUGUACCUUGGUCAGGUCGACUUCGUCAACGCCACGAAAACCGUUAAAGGCCUACGAUGGCAUAGUCCUAUGCUGGACGACAUAUCAUCGGCCAAGAACUGGGAAAAGAUUGAGGGUGGAAUGAGGAAAAUGUUUGUAGCUGAGGUGUUACGAAAACUUCCCGUUAUGCAACAUUUUCUCUUUGGUUCACUCGUUCCGGCUACAGACGGGAUGAGUACAGAAGAAGAAGCCGGUGUAUCACGAGAAGAAGACGAGACGGAGGGCGGCGCCAUCAUGGUCGAACAUAAUGGUGUUAAGCAUCUUCAUCAGCUAAACUCAUGGGGAGAUUGUUGUGGAAUCAAGGUGCCGAGCAGUAUUGCCGCAGCUCAAGAAAUGAAGAAGCGAGGUGGAGGAGAGACCUUCCGCAGGAUCCCCUUUGAUUAGGUAACACCAUUCAUUAGGUCUAGUAAUCAAAAGACAAAUAAACCAGAA